CAUUGGGUACAUUUCAAGUGGAUUUGCACAGUGAUUCUGUGUGUCUUGCCAUCGGCAGUGUUUACUGUGUGGAAUACAAUAAUAAUGUGAAAGACUGUUGUCAGGUUAAAGUGUUUUGUGUUAUUUGAAUUUCUAGAAUGGUAAAAAUACAUAUUUUGUUUUCUUUCUCUGUGGAUGGAAAAACAACAAACUAUAUCAGUCAGUACUAAGGUGUGGAUAAGGAAAUAUACCAUGGAUGUUUGUUAACUGAAAUAUACCACAGAUGUUUGUUAACUGAAAUAAACCACAGAUGUUUGCGAACUAAAAUAAACUACAGAUGUUUAUUAACUGAAAUAUUCCACAGAUGUUUCUUAACUGAAAUAUACCACAGAUGUUUGUUAUGUUUAAAAAUUGAAAUAUAUACAACAUGUUUCUUAACUGAAAUAUUCCACAUAUGUUUAUUAACAGGAACUGAAAUAUACUUGUGACAUAUUUUUAACUGAAAUAUUCAAUGGAAAUUUGUUGACUAGAUUUUUGUUACCUGAAAUAUAUCGUGGAUAUUUAUUCAUUGCUGUCCCAGAUGGUGUGUGGGAAAAUGUUGCUAACCUAUACGUGUUUAACGAAAGGACAUUAUGCAACGUUUUUCUGUAGAUUAUCCCUAUGCCACUGAUCUCCCUAGUCCACCAGACUGGGGCAAAAAACAUUCGUCUCAAUUUCCAACCAAAUAUUCCCAGCUACCUUCCAUCGCAUCGCCCACCCCUGCCGUAGACAAGCAGGUGGUUCCGUUUAAUGGCCCCGGGGUGCAGAAGUCCGCCAUGGGUGGGCUUCGGACGGGUAGCGACAUGCACGAUGCCCAGGACCGGGUGCAGUUCCUGGAGUCGCGGCUAGGCGUGACGGAGAAGUCGAACCGCACCCUGCUGGAGGAGGUGUUGCGGCUGCAGAAUGAGCUGCGCGUGAAUGUCCACCGCAAUGAGGCCACGCUGCGGGAGGAGCGGUCGGCACGGCACACACUGGAGACGUCCCUCAAGAUGUGCAACGACCUCAUCAUGCAGCUGUCGGCGCGGAUCAAGGCCACAGAGGAGAAGAUUCUCGACGAGAAGUCAGCGCUGUCAUCGCUCGUCGGUCACACAAAGGGGGUGGAGCAGGCAGUCGUCGCCAGUCAGCAGGAACUCAAGGCCAGGAAAGAUGCGCAGGCUGCAAAGUUAUCCGAUCUUGAGACAAAACUGCAAGAAACACUUCGAGCCAAAGAGCAGCUUGAGAAGACGAUGUACACGUUGAUGGAUGAACUGCGAUCGGUCCGCAACAAGGUGGAUUCUCAGACCUCCGAGUUUCUGUCGGCAACCAACGAGCUGAAGCUGAGGUCCAAGAGACUGGAGGAAGAAAACAGACUGCAGAUGGACUCGCUGCGGAAACAAGGUGACAUUCAGUCUCACGCUGAACAUGGUGUAGCACACCUUCGGUCACAGGUUGAAACAAGAUUGUCUGAACUUAGGGAAGUUAUUUUGGAUAUCCGCUCGAAGCAGGAUCAAGAGUCAACAGAGAGACGGUCUUUAGAACAACAACUGCAGUUUAAGGCUAAUGAGCUCCACCAGGCCAUUGGAGAACAGAAUCGUAAGCGCGAGGAGUCGAUGCACGCUCUCGACAUGAUAGCCAGGGAGAGGGAACACGUGGCUGAGGGCGAGAGACUCAAACUGCAGGCCCAGCUAGCUGAGACUAUAGAAGACGUGAACAAGAAAAUACUGACGAAGGAAAUCAAACUGAGAGAGGAGAUUCAAGACAAAAGUUUACAGCUUGAAAAGACGAUUCAACUGGAGCAGCAGUCACGCACGGACUAUGAGCGCAGAGUGCGAGACGAGAAUGAGAAACGCUGGGCCGCUCUGAAAAAAAUGACGGAUGACGAGGUCAUUGCAAUCAAAGAUACAAUAAAGGACUUAACACAGACUGAUCGCACAAAGAACAAAGAGGCCUUUCUGAAGCUAGACGCUGCCAUUACGCUGUUGGAACAACAACUGCAGGAAAACAGGAAACAGGUGGACAAAGUCAUUGCUGCCGAGAUCAAGUCUAGAAAAAUUCACGAGAAAACAACGGCCGAGAAGAUCGAUGACGUACAGGAGAAGCUGCAGGUUGCGACGUCCACUCUACAACAGGCCAUCAACGGGAUCACCUCGCAGGUGGCCUCCAACACAGAUAAGCUGAAGAGAGAAGUCAAGAGCAUGAUGUCCGAAUCAGGCCAGGCAUCAGCUCGAGCUAUGACUGACAUGGAUAUGAAGUUGGAAGGUGUGAAGACUAAACUAUCAACGAUUGAGACACUUGUGGACGAUAAAGUGGCUGAGAUGUUUCGGUUCACAAAUCCUGAGAGCCAGGACCUUGAUGAGGCCCAAGUGAGUCUGUCUCAGAAUCUCCGUGACAAGGUGGACUCCAUCUCACUGUGGCAGGACUCGACCAAUGAGAAGAUCCAUCAGGUGAACAUGACCAUGCAGCAGUUCCCCAAUGAUAUUGAUGCACUUGAAGAGCGUUACAAAGUGCUCAAGGCGGAGAUGGACUCUCGCGUUGGAUCAGAAGCAGAAAGCAGAAUUCGAGAUGUUGAAAACUUGAAGCAAGACAUCAAUGCCCUGAGGAUGAGAAGACAGCCUCAAGGUGUUUCACCUGAAGAGAUGAUGUCUGAUGAAAGUAUGAUAUUGCUUCAGCAAAAUGUCCGCAAGCUUGCAGAAUCAAUUCAAACUGUGAAGACCGUUCUUGGCAUGAAAAUUCAAUCAGAGCAAAAACUGCGCCUGGAGGAGGUGAUUGAUCUGAAGGAUGAGGUUGCUAAGCUACGAUCUCUGAUAGAGCCUCUUGUUCACAAUCCUGAGCCCCGCCUGUUCGUGAAGAAUCCUGAUGAAAAGGAUCGCAGCAAAGCAGAAGAAGAUGCUCCUGAUGUCAAUAAAUGGGGAUUGUACAAUUCCUACAGAUGGCUAACAUGGAAAUCAAAGUUGAUGUAUUUCAAAUGGAAGAAAUCCUCGCGGAAAAAUCAGAGGAAUCCUAGUCGGGCAGCAAACAGUCGAAGAAACAGCCAGGGAAACAGUCGGCCCAACAGUCGGCCUAACAGUCAACCAUCCCGGGCUGGUGGUGAUGCUCCUCCAGCUGGGACAAGUUAAUACACGGACCUGAUCUGCCUCUACUUGUGUUAAAUAACAGUUCUAGUAAUAUCUCGUAUACUGCACUCUGGCAAAGUCCACUUCUGUAGUGUUGGUGUAAGGUGGUUAAGUUAAUUAGUGCUAUCUUUUUAUUUAUUUUUUGGUGUGAAAAACAUGUAUUUCAGUUUUCAUAAAUUAGAAAUUGGUCAAUAGGCAAUGUGAUCUGUGCCUUGCAAUAUUGUCCAUGUUUGGGGGGGGGGGGGGUGGGGUGGUUGGUGGUGUAGAUUUAACAGUUUUGUUGAUACUAUAAUAACAUCAUAUCACAACAAGAAUCAACUUUCUUUUGUUUUAUCCAGGUUGUGAUGUUUUGGAAUCACUAAUUUGUUUUUGUGUUAUAAAAAUAUUUUCAGUUUAUCAUCAAAUAUGUGGGGUUUUGGUAUGUGGGGAUUAUUUUUAUUUUUUUCUCUUCCAAAUUUUCUUUUUCAUUGUACAUGGCACUGAACUAAAAUCCAUUGAAACUUCAAUUCUUACACCUUACACUGACCAGUAUGCCGUGUUAGGUAUUGUACAUGUUUUUGAUAUAUGCAUGUUAAAUUUUAUACUACUUGUAAACCUGUGAUAGUGCUUGCAAAAAGAAAUAUACAUAUACCUGUAUAUUAAAUUUUAAAAAUAAAUUUUAUUAAAGCUUGUCUGUGAUAUUUAUCCAAAUUCAGUUGUACACUACUUUUGUCAUUUUAUUACUUCUUGGAAUUUUUUUUAGUGAUUAUUCAGAAUUUCCUUCUUUUUUUAAAAUUUAAUUUGCAAAAAUAUGUUAUGCAGACCUGUACAACAUUAAAUCAAAAUUAAUGUCACUCUCUAUGCACUUAUCUGCUUAUAUGUUUAUCUUGCAUUAUAAUCGAUUGAUGACACUGGGUACAUUCCAUUUGGUUUAUUUUAUUUUUUUAUUACCAUAAUACUUUUGUUCAUUUGUUUUUCAGCUCACUAAAAUUUUGUGUUGCAAAAUGCAAAAUUUGUAAGUACAAACAUAAUUAUAUGUACGUAUUUAUGUAUUAAGAUGAAUUGUUGAUGCAAAGUAUUUCAUUUUGCAAACAGUUUGUAUUGGAGGAUACAGUAUCUAAUGUCUGUAAGAGUUAUUUCCCUUUGCCAUCAUAUUAGACAUUUACUUUAUGAACUUCCCCAUGAUCCUUAAGAGUGAAGUCUUAUUUUCAUCAUUAUUUUUACAAUGUGCUGUGCAUUCUUAUCAUUUAUAAUUGCAUUACAGUAAUAAUUAUGCAUUUAAAAUAAGGCUAAAAAGCACUAAUUAAAUUGGAUUAAACAUAUGUUUGAAAAUACACAGGAGAUCAUUGGUUGUUAGGUGUCUUCUUAAAUAUCGAAGGGCAACCUUACUGGUGUAUUAAAUACUAAACGAACUGAUUUAAAGGUGUUUUUCCAAAAUAAUGUAACAGGGAGGUAACCUUUUUGUUGGUUGAAAUUCUCAUUAAUUAAUAUGCAAUUUAAUUCAGUUUCAUGCACUUACUUAAACAUAUGCAAAUAUCAUUUAAUCUGUGUUAGAUUAAUAAACAUAAAUCAUCUCUAAUGUUAUAUGUAGUUGUGCAUUUAUUUGUUUAUAAUAUUAGGGUCUUAUACUAUAAAAUGUAACCGUCAUAUUUGUAGACUAAUCAGUAAUAUAUUUGGCAAUAUCAUAUCUAUGUAUUUAUAGCAAUUGCAAAACAUAUUUGUUUGUUCAUUGUUUGUAAAAUGUGUCAUUCUAUUAUUUAACAUAAAAUAUAUACUCAACAAAAUUAGUUAAAGGCUACUACAUAUUUUUGGCAUUUUUACUUUAAAAAUUAUUCAUAAAAAUAAACUUCUUCUAUUGUAACAUGUGAAUGUUGUGACAUGUUCUCAAACUUAAUAACAAAAUGACAAAUAUCAUGACCAACUAACAUGUAACAAAUCCUAGAUGAAUACACAUUUUUGGUAGUUUUCAUAAAUCACCAAAAACUAAAACUUUGCAAGAUUUUUGCAUAUAUUAUAUUGGAUCAAAUUUUACUGAAACAAUGUUUAAAAGUUUAAAUAUAAUAUAUGCACCAAAAACAAAAACUAUGCAAAAAUGUUUGCAUAUAUUAUGGAUCAAAUUUUACUGACACAAUAUUUAAAAGUUAUCUGUUAUCAAAUGUUGCCAAAAUAAUACAGCUCUAGCAAAGAAUUGCCAAGUCUAUUGGCCCGUAAGUAAUUAAUUAAUUUUGUUUAGUAUAUAUUACCUAUAUUAAAAUAUACUUCAUUUUGUUAAUGUAAUGUUAAUUUUGUUUGAAAUUAAAAGUAAACCAAGGGAUUAUGGUUGGCAGUCUCAGGUUGUUUUCCUAAAACAUUUUGUGCCUUGUGUAUUAAUUAUUAAGAGAAGAGAGGAUAUUAAAUUCUUUUUCCUUUUAUUUUAUUUGUGUCAGUACUAAAAUUAGUUAUGGUUGAGCUGUUUUAAUCAUAUGUACCAUUUUUAAGCAUGAAGAAUGCUGAUGUGACAUUUUAAUAUAAAUAUCUUAUUUUUAUUUUUGCAUUAUGCAUUUAAAAUCAGUUUAAUCUUGCAAUAGCUUUUAAUUUAUUAUGCAUUUUGAAAUUGUAUCAGUGCUGAAAGCAGUGCCUUUUCUUUCCAACUUAUAUCAGUGUUACUGUAUAUUUGAAUAUCACUUAUUUUUGCACUCCCAUAAUUAACACACUUGAGUGUUUACAUAUUUUUAGUACAUUGUAUUUUGUCAAACCAGUUGGUUUCUAGUUUAAAAAUAUUGGUACAAGUGGAGCUGAAAACAAAUUAUGUUUGUUAAAGCUGCAGUCUCUUAUUUCUCAUCCUAUAAUAUGUUUUACUAAUGCAAAAUACAAAAUGAACUGCAGUUUUAAUAAUAGUCCAGCUUUCUUCAAAAUGUAACGGACAAAGUAUUUAAUUUCCGUACGCAUAUAAAUAUCAACACAGCCGAGUAGUCUCCCUUGACCUAUGAGCUAUGCAAAUAACCAACACAGUAAACCGUAAUUACAUUAAAAACAAGUUAUUUUGCAAUGGCUGCAAUAACUACCAAUAAGUCUCAAGUCCCACCACCAUUUUUGACACAAAAAGCUAAACAGUGAAUUAUUUGUAAUUGUUAUACUGAACAGUGGCUUUUUCUCAAGCAGUCAUUGUCAAGUUCAUAUUAAGAGCAUUUGAGUGUGAUUUUAAUCUAAUGGAAAUCUAAGAAGAGCAUAUGGGCAAUUAAAAAAAUAAUAAAUCUAUUCUUAAUGAUUAAAUAUUAAAAAUCUGGAGGCUGCAGCUUUAAAUUAAUAUAUUUUUGUUAUUUGAAGUAUUUUAAUUACAUGUUUUACUUUAAUUUAUUUACUUAAUAUUUGUGAUAUGAAAAAUUGUUCUAAUUAUGCAACAAUAUUGUGUGUUUCUGUUAUUGUUUUGUUGGGUUUUAAAACUUUAUUAUGCUGAUUUUUGCCAUAAACAAACUCAAAUCACUAGACUAUGAUAAAUCUUGCCAGUUGCCACAAAAAUAAUUGUAAUUACAGGCCAGCCAAUUCAAUAAUUGUUGUGAAAAUUCUACAUUAGGAUUUAGUUUAUCAUCUGCUAUAACAUAUAAUAAUGCAACCAACACAUAACAUUGUCCAAACAAAGUAUAGUAAAUAACACAUUACAAAAACUACAUCUUAUGUACCCUGUGGUAUUGAUGAAAUGUUAUAUCUCAUAAUAUUUAACUUUUUUAUUUAUGUUUCUCAUCAAAUGAUGCUUUUUUUCUUUUUUUUAAAUCAGUACUUACUGUUUUGUUUUAUGUUUAUUUUAUGAUUUUUCUGUGUAAUGCUAACUCUGAAAAGUGAAGACCGAUAAAAUGUUUUAUUUUGGUGAAGUCAUUUUGUUUUUAAUAUUUUUCUCCCAAUGCUAAUAAUUGCCAAUAAUACUAAAAUGUUUUUCUUUUCUUUUUGCAUUCCAAGGCAUCAGGCUGUUUUAUAUUGUCUUGCUAUGUAUACAUCUUUUUAAAGAUGCAACUAACAUAAAAAAAAUUUUUUUAAUUGUCAUAAUAAUAUUUGUGGUAGUUGUUUAGAGAGUUUAAUCCAUAUUACACAUUUGUGUUGUUUGCUUGUUGCUAACCAUUGUGUUUGUAGCCUGAAAACCAAGUCAGUGAGAUUCAGUCAUUCUCUUUGUAAUGGAAUUAUAAUAACAAACAAACAACUGUUUAUUCUUAUUAAUGAUGCAGUACCGGUAUUUUAGAUGUGUCAAGUAAAUAUCAAACAAGACCGAGUUAAUAAUCAAAGUUAGUAAUAACUAAUAUUACUACUAUAUCAUCCUAAAAGUUGCAAAAUAUUUUAUAAAAUUUGAGAUGUCACAAUGACAUAAGUAUAAAACUACACAAACUUGUGAAUUUAUAUUGCAAAGUUGUGAAAUACAGGUAGGUGGGGUGGGUUUUUUGUUUUGUUGUUUUGGGGGGUUGGAGUGUAGAUUCAGUUAUAAUAAAUAUAAUUAUUUGAACUAGUGUGCCUUGUUCAAAAUAAAUUAUUUGAAACUAAAAUAAAUUAUUUUUAAAAUGCCAGAUAAAUAAAAAAAACAUUAUUAGUUCAUGUUUUGUAAUUUCUGUAGACUAGCGAGUAACACUUUCACCACUAAAUCUUUCAUUUAUUUAAUUUCAGAAUGUAAACAUUAUUUUUGUGUAAAACCGCCGUCUUAUAAACAUUUGAAAUUCAAUAAUCCCCAACUAUAAAAGCUUUACUAUCAAUUUUAUUGAAAUAUUAAAUUAUUAACUAAUCUUGAAUUAUUAUGUGGUCACAUAUUAUGUUAGUCUACCCCUAAUAACAAACCUUUUAUCUAAUUUAGCUUGUUUUCUCAUAAAAUAAAAGUAGGAUCUGUAUUUGAAUUAAAAUUGGGAUAAAACGUCAUUAUUUCAGUUUUUAGCUUAAGUAUGGGACUUUAGCAUGUGACAAUGAUAAUACAAAAACUAUAAUUUUUAUCAAAGAAAGUUCCUAGGCUAGGCUUGUAUCGUACUUUUGAAUCUUUCAAUUGUCAUUGAAUCAGAUGCAUCAUUACUGUGGUUAUGGGCUUGUGUUUUUGUUGGUGUAAACUCCUCUCAUUAAUUGUUAGCAGACACAAUACACUGCUGGUGAUCGGUUGUAUCCGUCCAUUUUGAAAGCAUCUUUUAAGUUUAUGGUCCUACUGCUGUUAUAUAUUGUCUGUAAUGAUAUUUGUAUAUUUUAAUAUAUAUUAUAAUUAUAUAUAUCAAUUUUGUUUCUGAAUGAAAUUUGUUUUUGUUAAAUAAAAUUGUGUUGUCAUCA
This is a messenger RNA of Gigantopelta aegis, 8354 nucleotides long. RefSeq names its product coiled-coil domain-containing protein 154-like. The transcript is spliced from 20 exons. The record is from RefSeq and is a predicted model, not a curated record. NCBI's taxonomy places the organism in Eukaryota, Metazoa, Mollusca, Gastropoda, Neomphalida, Peltospiridae. The coding region runs from base 612 to 3113 and encodes 833 amino acids.